AUUUUGGGUUCCCUACUUUCAGUUUCUCCGGAGCAGCACACCCACCCACCCACGUAUAUAAAGUAGAGACCUUUAUGCUUAAGGCCAACCCAAACCCUUCGAAAAGCUCACUAUUCCCUUCUGGUUCUUUCAUUUUGACAGAGACCCAUUUGCUUUCGGCCAAUUGGGUGUCUAUAUCUCGCUGAUCUGGAUUGGUUCUGCGCAAAUUGAGUUCUGGGUUUUCUAAUUCAGGCUAUGGUUUACUGUUUGAGGGAAGAAAACCCCACAAGUUUAACUGGAAAAGUCUGGCAUUAGUGGUUUGAAGAAUGAAAAGUGCUGAAGAAUCUUUGUAGGGGGGAAUGGUUGCUGGAGAUGAUAGGCAAAGGCAUUUGUAGGAUUAGAAACGGGCUUUGAUUUUAUUGGAAAUGAGUCGUUCCCCUUCAUUUUCAGUGAAGUCGGAAUUUAGUCCAAAGCUUGAUCCAGAAUCUUUGCAGCAAUGGGUUGUGGCUUUUUGUAUCAUCAGAUUUGAUCUUGAACAGGGUCAGCUUAUUGAAGAGUGUUACCCACCUGGUUGUCUUACGCAAGAUGAGGAGCUUGAAAUCGCUUUCAGUUCAUUCCCAGAUUCCGUUUCCCAGCAUCAGAAUCGCUCAAGCAUUCAUGACUGUAUAUUCUUUUUCCGGUUUCGAAGGCGGGAACGUCUUCAAAUGGACAAUGUGGCUUCCACAGAGAUCACUGAGAGUAAUAAGAAGUUACCUACAAAUUCCCCAGAUGUAAAACCCCCUAGAAGUUCAAAAAGUAACAACAUUUCUGAUACUUCAAGAUACAUGUAUGGUUAUGUCUUUAAUCGACAGAGACAUGAUGAGAGGCUAAAACGAGGUGGGGAGCAGAAGUCUGUGGUAAUUUUGUCGCACAGUCCUUUCUCUAGUGUGUUUAGACCUUUGUUACAAAUCAUGGGUCCUCUAUAUUUUGACAUUGGAAGGAAGGCUCUUGAGCAUAUUGCUGCUUAUGUUUCAAUGUGGCCGUGCCCUGUACCUGGUAAGCUAAUGGAGCUUCCUAUUGGGAAUGCUGCUCUGAAAGUGAACUUACCACCCGCCCACAGCUUGCCCUCAGAAAGUGGGAUGUUGUUUGAAGAAUCUGCAUCCUCUAUGGCUCCUUUUCUUCCUAAUAAUCAGUCAGUCCCACAGGGUCUUUUUCAUGACUCAGAUCUAUUCGGCAUCUUUAGGGGUCUAUUGUUGCAGCUUUGGGUUCUGUGGGAGUUGUUACUUAUUGGUGAGCCCAUUCUUAUCAUAGCUCCUACACCUCCACAAUGUUCUGAGGCUGUUGCUGGUCUUGUGAGUUUGGUAGCACCUCUACUUUGUAGUGUUGAUUUUAGACCUUAUUUCACCAUCCAUGACCCGGAAUUUGCCCAGCUCAACUCGCUUCAUGAAGGAGACACUUUUCCUCCUAUGAUUUUGGGUGUUACUAACCUCUUUUUCCUUAAAUCUCUCCGUAAUAUGCCCCACGUUGUUUCUGUCGGAAGCCCUGCUCCUAAUACCAACCGACUUCCUUUUUCUAGUAGGUCCUCUACUGGAAGACUUUCAGGUAGACCAGAAGGGUUUGGUCUUCAACAGCUUUCCCUUAAAAGAUUUUCUCCUUCAAACUUGUUGAAUGCUGUCAAGUUAAGGAGAGAUGGUCCUCUUUGUCUCAUGACAGAGCAUAAGGAAGCCAUUUGGAGCACUUAUGCUGCAACAACUAAGCCUGACACUUCUAUCCUCAAUAGGCUUAUAGAUGCUGGGAUGUCACCACGGGUUGAGGAGUCAAUGUCAGUUGUUAACAAUGAGAUACUACGGCGUCAUUUCUUGGAGCUCACCACCAACUUUUUGGCGCCUUUUGGUCCAUAUUUUAAGACUAGAACACCUUCAGAAGGAUCUUCUCCGUUUGUCGAUCCUCCUCCUCUCGUUCCGUAUAAUGACAAUGAAUUUCUGGCAAGUUUAUCAGCAAGAGGACCUGGGAAGUUUUUAUCAAAAAGGAUGAGAUCGAACUGGCUGGACUUGUACAGGCGGUUUCUGCAAGGGCCCAACUUUACACCAUGGUUUCAAAGAAGGCGUACUGUUGCUGAACAAGAGCAAGAUAGACUCUGGAAGCAGGCGAGAAUUAACACCGACAUACAUCAGUUAAUAUCGAAGAUGUCAGAAUUGGAAGUUGUUGAUUCCUUCAAUGCUAUUGAGAGACAUAUUCUUGGAGAAACACAGCUGCAGCAAUCUGGAAGCGAUGGCACAGAUAGCACAGACUCUGCUGCGACUUGCCAAAAGCUAAAGCGAGAUCUGCAGGCAGUUUUCAAUGUGCUUCCCAAGGACGUGCAACAACUUCUACUUCUUAACCCAGAAAGGGCAGCUCUUCUGAAAGGAAGCUCUGAAAAUAAAAACCUUCCGGGGACCCCGCCUAUACAAAUUGGAUCGCCAACGUCACCAAGGUAGUGUGCAAAAAUGUCUGGGAAUCUGUUUCCUCUGAUAUCGACGACCUGCUGUUAAAGGACAGCGCUUGUGAUUAAUUUGUAGCUUACUGAGCUGAGAGCAUAUUCCCUGACUUCAAGCACCAUUUUGACCAGACGGGCAAGAAAUCAAACUGUGAUACAAGUCGUCCCUUUCCCAGUGCCCACUUCAGAGGAUUUCUCUUCUUUUCAACCUAGACGGAGCUUCGGGUGUUCUAUAAUUCAUGGGAAGUCAGAACUUGCCUUUCUGAUGGAAGUUGAAGAUUCAUGUUGUUGGAACUGUGUAGUCUAGUAAUUUGUAGAAUUGCGGAGGGAAAUAACCUCCAACUUGUAGCGCACACAUCAAUUCAAUAUUGUCAGACCUCUCCCUCUCAGAAAGUGAAAGAUCAAUUUAUUGUUUUGUUUUGGGUUAAAAAAGAAAA
This is a messenger RNA of Rosa chinensis, 2871 nucleotides long. RefSeq names its product protein DENND6A. Gene Ontology annotation, cellular component: recycling endosome. The transcript has 5 exons. Lineage: Eukaryota; Viridiplantae; Streptophyta; Magnoliopsida; Rosales; Rosaceae. Gene Ontology annotation, molecular function: guanyl-nucleotide exchange factor activity. Bases 405 to 2435 code for a protein of 676 amino acids. The record is from RefSeq and is a predicted model, not a curated record.